AUGCGAUCAGCAGUCUUGCCACUGAUUUCGCUGCUGCUGUUUUUGUCCAGAUCGUCCUGCCUGGGUGAGAUCUCGUUGUCAAUUAAGUAAUUUGCUUUAUUCUGUGAGCUCAGUACAUUACUAACCGCUGCUAUUGAUGAUUCUCGUGCGUUUUCUGUUAGUGACUUCUGUUUGGUGGGGAAACACGCGGUAACCAGCUGGGUAUGGUCCAGGGAUUCCCCAUUGGCUGCGAAAUUGCAUGUUCAGUCUCGUUAUCUUCGGUAGGAUGUAGCCUUUCAGCCAACUGUGGGCUCAACUGCAGAAAAUCAGCCGGCUUAGAUUGUCGGCAGUGUGGUAUUCCUCUAAUCGCUACUCGACGUUGUUUGCGAUAUGAAGCAAAGAAUCUAAUAAAAGACUUGGGUCUGCGCUCGAGCAGAAAUGUUACCUCAGUAUGUAAGAUUAAUUUUACCAAGACAGCCUGUGGCCUUUUCGGCAAACAUGUUGCUUGCCAUCCUCGUGCGCCUUUCAGGGGGAUUGCAACGCGCGUUUGAUCUGUUGUGUUCAUUCAACCUUUUCCACCGGAAGAAGUUUGCAUUUAAAUAUGGUUGUUCAAUAAUUGUUGAAGGAAGACCAUUGCUUUUUCAUAUCACCCGGCUAUUUAAACUUCUUACCGCAUGAGGCAUGAAGGUAAAUUUAUUUUGUCCUUCCCAUGUGUGUUAACGUCUGCAUUCCUUAUCCAGUUUGACCUUGUAAGUUUGACAAGCCACCUUCACUGAGCAUAAAUCAUAGACAUUUUCAAACAGCUGAGAGGCGUUUUUAAUGUUUGCACUAUUUUGUUAUGCGCCAUCAUCAAUUACUGAAACAAACAAAUCCCAUUCUAGUUUGGUACCUGACUCUAGUCACAGAAAUCAGCCCUAUGAAAAUUUCCCACAACCACUAGAAUAACCAGCUUAUUAUGCGGACUUCCGUUUCUGCAUGGCUAUACGUCAGUGUUGUAGAGGGGCGAUCACUGGUCGGGAUACGAGGCGUUCUUGUUCCGUUUGAUCUUGGAGCCCAAUAGGCAGUCACAUGACGAUUCGUGGCAUGUGUAGGCAAAGGGAAGGGGAUUACGGACAAAAGGCAAGAAGAUGGGGAUGGCCAGUUGUGGCUUUUUAGGCGUCGUCCGUCAGCCAUACAGACUUGGGUUCCGAACCCGUGUUCGCGGAUUAAUAAACGUUAAGGGAUCGGAUUAUCUACCAGUUACCCGUAGGUCGGGUGAACUGUCAGUUGCGGUCGGGAAUUUUUGCCCGGGUGAUGGGUUUCUUAUGUCACAACUUACGAGCCUGUCUGGCAUCCUAAUUAUUAAGUAGGUAUUUCUGGAUUUUGUAACCUCACAGUUAGUUUUAAUGAGACUUACACCCCAAGAUCACAAUGCUUAGAAUUCUAAAAAGGUUGCAGGCCCAAAGCCCAUCUGCAAGUCAUGGCCAUUUAUUUUGGUUCCGUUAGGCUUUUGAGCAAAAGCCUCCUGUCCGACCCUGCAUAACUGAAUCUGUCGUCCGACCCAGCUCUCAACUAUCUUGCUGUUUUGUGAUUGCACGCACCACAUGCCGCAUGAUCAACUUCGACUAAACGCAUGCCACGACAGUCCAUGUAGGCAUUUCCGAAAGGUUGUCAUUUGAAUACAUCCAGUUGUUCGCAUAUCGGCCCUGUGCCUCGCCGAUCAACCUACAGACUGGGUAGUUGGAAAUUCGACAGGCUAGCCUUGGAUUUACCUCGCUGUCUGAUAGUCUGAUGGUCCACAAAGUCAACCAGUGUGUCAUCUAAUCAAUUAGGAGAUUCACAGGCAUUACCGCAUCUUUUGACAGUAAACCUAACUUACUUAUGAUUAGGGUGUAUAAACUUGAAAUACGGCCAAAGCAUGUUUGUAAUACCAAAUAAGUAAAUGGUGGCUUGUAAGGAAGUUAUGUCACCACAUAUCUACAGGGGCUACUGCUACUGAUAGGAUGCUGGAGCAUUGUUGAAAGGAUCGGGGACACGGUAGGAAAUGUGUAAUGUUGAUGCAUACAUGAAUUCAUAACACUGCUGUCUUACUGCUAGUAUAAAACGCUUUUAAAUAUUCCAGAUAUAUGAGCUAUUGGAUAGUAUAGAGUAUGGCCAUCAACUGACUGCCCAUGUACUCCAAACCAUUACUCCUUUUUUCCCAAACUAGUAUGGCAUCUGGUUCAGUGCACUUUUACUAAAUAUACCUACAGAUGCAGACACACCUGCUUCGGCUCGCGUGACGCGCGUGACAGAAACCUCCCUCUCCUUUGAAUGGACUGAACCACCCUCCGAGGGACUGCAAAACGUCUUGUUGAAGGCGACUACCGUUACCGGCACUGGAACCUCCGUGGAGAGCCGCGUUUCCGCAGACCUCAGACAGGGUCAGGUGCAGAAUCUUGAACCCUACACAUACUACAGCACGUCCGUAACCUACGUCUACGAAGACAGUAACAAGAACAAAAUCAUCGACACAGGCCACGUGCGAACCUGGCCAGCUGGUAAUCUCUUUCAUACAACAUAACUGCAAUAUUUUUUACCAGUUUCAACUUGUGAAGGCAUCAGUCAUGCAUAAGUGAGUCCUAGCAAAGUCCCGCACAUCCCAUAAAAAAUGCGUCAAGAGAUGCAAAGUACUCAUUGAUGGUUACUGUGGUGAGUGCAGUGGAUUCUCAUCAAGGCCUUCUGCCAGUGAAUCGGCACACACACACACAGUCCUAAAAGGUUAGGUACAGUUAUCGUAAAGUCUCCCAACCAGUAGUCUACGCUGAUAUAGUUGGGUUUGCCACCUGGCUUACGUAGAUAAUGUGAUAAAGGACUACCAGGAUGCCUUUUUUUCUCAACCUCUACAGCUCCCUCUCCGCCGACUAUCACAACAGUUGUCAGCACGGGGCCCAGGUCGAUCAAGGUGUCCUGGACGCCACCGCAGAAGACCAAUGGAAUUCUGGAGGAGUAUUUGGCAGCUUGCUACCAACUGGGGGAUCAUAUUCCGGGGUCCAGUCGGCGAGUGAAUGCCCAAACGCUCACUGCCGAGAUGUCAUACCUAAUACCAAAUCACCCCUACGAGUGUGCAGUGAUCGCCUCUACGAAAGAAUUCAGAUGGGGUCAAGGCGGUGGAAAGACGUCCUCCGCAAGAUCCUCCGUCGUGCGAACUUGGCCGGGCAGUGAGUUCUUUCCUACAGCUCACGUUUCGUUUUGUUCACUCAUACAGAACGUGGUAUGGCUUAUGCAAGAAUUUGAUAUUAGCUUAUUUGAUCUCAUAUUCCCAGAAGGGAGUCGUUUAGAUAAGAAUCAUCGCCCAUUUCUCCUAGCUUCCAGGUUUGCGACAAGUUUGUUUUCUUGAAAAGCGGAAUUUGUCUACAUUGCAUAGUAUCGGUUCUGAUUCCUGCAUUGUGGAGUUGCCGCUGCACCGUUCGGGUGUCUAUUGCAUUAAUGAAGACCGUCAUCGCCUACGCACGAAGACCGCAUAGUAGGUGAUUAUUCUAUUAAAACAUGUGUGGACCAUCAUACGUGGGCUUUCUCGUGGAAACAGAUGCUGCAACGACGUUGCAGUUAUAGUCGCGACCGCUUUUUGACCUUCGUUCGAUCAGAUUUCAGAAUCUAGUGUGGUUGACACUCAAGUUUGACGAUGUUCUGCACAAAAAUGGACAUUGUAGUUUUAGCAAAUUCUCUGAGUAUGCUACUUACUGAACGUACGCUUUGCACCAUCGUCUUCGUUCCGGAGACCAACAAGAUGGGGAAUCAUCCACUUGGGCUUCUUCCUCAAUAAGUACUCACACAUCUGCUUGUUUCGCAUUAAUCUAGCUGCCUUCUAGUUUUGAACUAAUUAAUUCAAUUCUACUUACAACUCUGCUGCUAGAAGAAAUGUGUGCAUCAACCCAUCAUGUCAGAAGGUAGGGUAUUCUGGCUUGUAGCUGUUCGGUCAUCUGGUUUGCAACUACGUACAAAGGUAUUCGUGUUUUCUAGUUAUCAUCUGCACUUCUAGAUUGGUUUCUCAUCCGGCACUGUUCCAGGGCACGCAGCAUUUGACCAAUUAGCCUGCCGGACGCAGAUUGCCUGCGCCUGAUUUCGACCUCAUUUCUUGGGCCGUUUUGUACUUAUAUUAACUUCAGAGAAGUGUUCACUUCAAAACACCUGAAAGCACAGUCGCAUGGAAGCAGUCGUGUUGUUCUAAGACAUUAUUUGAAAUAUCCAUAUCUAGACAAAAUCAGUCGAUGGGGGAACAUGAGGAUUAGAAGGAAGGAGAAAGGAAAACUUUACAUUCUUUCGCAUUUAGAGCGCCUUGCGUUCGAAACAUGCUCCUCCUUUCAUGCGCCAUGAAGGACAACAUUUUUUCCUAUCCCAGCUACUGAACAGCCAAUCUACAAGUAUGCUACUGCUCGUGGUCCUCGGUCGGUGUAUAUCGAGUGGUGGAAGCCAAACACCAUAGACGGAGUUCUUGGUCACUACAGUGUCACCAUGGCUCCUAAAGACGACCCGGCUUCAGCAAAAGACAUCAAAACCAACAGUGACACUCCCAGACUAUUGGUUACCCAACUGCAACCAAAUACCAAGUACAAGUUCACGAUACGAGCCUUUGUUCUACCUAAUGAAGAAGGUAAUGGAGGUGGAUACAGUAUUCCAUCGGCGACCGGAUAUGUGACAACAUUGGCCGAUGGUAUGUGCUACCUGAAAUGAUGGAAAGGUCUGUUUCCUCUACUUAAAAGCCUAACGACAAUGCGUGUCCGCUUUCUCAAUGUAGGUCCCAGUGCGCCAGAGGCCGGUUUUGACGCCUCUGUCGGGAAAUGCGAGUGGGAAUCACGCGCCGGUUGCAAUGACGCCGAUUCAGGGACGCUGACGUAAGAAUGAAUGACUCUUUAUUGAAUAUCCAUUUCCUUAAGAAUGAGCAGAAUUUUUAUUGCAUCAAAACACAUCUCCAGUGUUCAAUAAUCUGUGGUGACCACGUGCAAGUGAGAAUGCUGCAUCCACAUUGAACAUUAAAAUGUAAACAGUCGAGAGGAUUUCAGAAAUCUUCAAUAACGAAAAGGGAUUAGUUUUCAAUGAGGGACGAUGCGCAGCGUGAUUGUGGCCGUCAGUAUUCCCGGUGUGACGAUUUCAAUGUCGUGGCUGGACAUCCGGGUCUUCCGCAGAUUACUUGCGAGACGAUCUCCUUCCUCGUUCACACUAUCACAUUUUAGAAUUCCGAUCUGCACUGAUUUUCCCCUUUCAUACUCCGAAUUUUGUCCUAACAAGUUCCGCUACCACUACAAACAAAUAAAGAUUAGUGCGCAGUCAGGUGUUUCAGCCUGAAAAUCUGUUUGUUUUGCAAAACCCAAUGCCAUUUUGAAAUGCAAGAGGCAUGUUGAGCGGAGGAAAUGAAAUGAGGAUGCGUGAGUUCAUUUACUGUAGUUUUGAUAAAUAACUUCCCACUUUUUUUGCUCAGACGCUGA
This is a messenger RNA of Spirometra erinaceieuropaei, 5423 nucleotides long. Lineage: Eukaryota; Metazoa; Platyhelminthes; Cestoda; Diphyllobothriidea; Diphyllobothriidae. The record is from the annotation of a GenBank genome assembly.